Harmonia axyridis is the source of this 1581-nucleotide messenger RNA. RefSeq names its product protein prenyltransferase alpha subunit repeat-containing protein 1 (gene temp). Gene Ontology annotation, cellular component: cytoplasm. NCBI's taxonomy places the organism in Eukaryota, Metazoa, Arthropoda, Insecta, Coleoptera, Coccinellidae. Bases 167 to 1438 code for a protein of 423 amino acids. Gene Ontology annotation, biological process: protein prenylation. The transcript is spliced from 2 exons. Gene Ontology annotation, molecular function: protein prenyltransferase activity. The record is from RefSeq and is a predicted model, not a curated record.
AAAACUCGUCUCUUCGAACUUAACCUAACCAAACAGCGCUUUUAAUCAGGUAUUCAGAUUACUGAAUACUUUCCAAUUUUUUUUCAAAAUAUUGUCCCAUUCAUUCAAAAAAAUUUUAUGAUCAUCAUUAUUCUUGGCUGCCUAUUUAUCCUGUGAGCUGAUCAAAAUGGGAGAACAUGAUGCGAUGUGCGAAAAAGUUCUCCGUACGUUAGAAAAUAUUAUAGAAACAAAUUCAGGAAUACAAGAAUUUGCUAUUGUGCAGACCACGGAAAAUCAAAAAAAUAAAUCACCGGUUUUGUUUGAAGAAAAUUGUCUUGGUUUAGAAUCAUGGUGUAAAUCCUAUAUUCGGAAUUAUUCACAUUCUCUCUUACUCAAAAAUCGCAGAAAACUGUCGCGGAAACUACUAUCAAUUGAUGAUAUGAAAAAUCUAAACCAUAUUGUGAUAGGAGCUGUUCUUUUGGAACCUAAUGUUGUUACUUUUUGGAAUAUGAAAAGAGAUUUGGUAGAAAAUGAAGUUUUAAGUAUUGAACAAGAACUAUAUUUUGAUGAAUUAGUAUUAUCCAUGCAUUCGAAAUCUUAUGAAGCAUUUUCAUACCGAAAAUGGCUGUUAAAUUUGAGUAUUAAAAAAUUCAAUGAUUUGAGAUUUUUUAACAAUGAGAAUGUUAUUUGUGAAAAAACUGCUCAAAGGUAUCCUAAUAAUUACCAUUCUUGGAAUUAUAGAAUAUGGUGUAUGGAAAAACUAUGGCAAUUGCAACCUGAAAUGCAAAAUUUGAUUUUUUCAGAACUGAAGUUCUCCCGUGAUUGGAUAACCAGUCAUAUUUCUGAAUAUACAGGAUAUUAUUACAGACAAUUUUUAUUGGAUAACUUGUGGAAAUUGAAAAGUACUUCAUUCAAUAUUGUGGGGAGUUUAAAUUUUGAAAGUUCAAUUAAAUACUUAAAUCUUCCUUUUUAUAAUGAAGACUCUUUUCAGAUGUUGAAUUUUCUUUUCGGUAAAUCACCUUCUUAUCCAGAUAAUGAUGAUUAUCCAAAAUACAUCAAUAUGCUCUCGAUGCUGUUAAGUGAUUUGUUAUUAAUAUCUGUUGAAUUAAACUAUUUAUAUAAUACUCAUGAAAGUCUUUGGAACUAUCGGAGAUUCCUUAUUAUUAAAUUAAUAGAAUUGGUAUCUCAUUAUCAUAACAUUAAUUGGAAUUAUGAUCUACAUAUUAAAAAUGAGAAUAUUAGCCCACAUAAUGCUGUUAAUAUGUUGAAUUUAGAGAUGACAGUCUUGUGUUCUGGUAAAUCAGAAUUACCAAAAAAAGUUAAAUCAUCAAAUUUUUAUAAUAUCCUAAUGAAAAAAGAAAUUGAAUUCAUUGAGGCAAAUAAAAAUACAGAAAAUACUACCUUAAAUCUACCUAUGAGACAUUUGAUGUGGUUAAACCUAACAAAUUUCUAUAAAUGAGUAAUAAUGUGUUAUGAUAUUAAGUUUUUUUUUGUUUUGUGAUAUUUGAGAAGAAAUAAGUUUAUAUAUCUUGACUUGUACAAUAUAUUGUAAUCAUUUUAUCUUAUAAAGAUUUUUGAAAUAUAAUAGACAUAUUUUCUUUA